Physcomitrium patens is the source of this 1569-nucleotide messenger RNA. Lineage: Eukaryota; Viridiplantae; Streptophyta; Bryopsida; Funariales; Funariaceae. The record is from the annotation of a RefSeq genome assembly.
AUGAACAAUUUUGCACAAAGAUGGCUGUUUUCUACGAACCACAAAGAUAUAGGGACUCUAUAUUUAAUUUUUGGUGCCAUUGCCGGAGUCAUGGGUACAUGCUUCUCAGUACUAAUUCGUAUGGAAUUAGCACAGCCUGGCAAUCAAAUUCUUGGUGGAAAUCAUCAACUUUAUAAUGUGUUAAUAACAGCUCACGCUUUUUUAAUGAUCUUUUUCAUGGUUAUGCCUGCGAUGAUAGGUGGAUUUGGUAAUUGGUUCGUUCCGAUUCUUAUAGGCGCACCUGAUAUGGCAUUUCCACGAUUAAAUAACAUUAGUUUUUGGUUGUUACCACCGUCACUCUUACUUCUCUUAAGUUCUGCUUUGGUAGAAGUGGGCGCUGGUACCGGAUGGACGGUCUAUCCGCCGUUAAGUGGUAUAACCAGUCAUUCUGGAGGAUCUGUGGAUUUAGCCAUUUUCAGUCUUCAUUUAUCGGGUGUUUCCUCUAUUUUAGGUUCUAUCAAUUUUAUCACUACUAUUUUCAACAUGCGUGGGCCAGGAAUGACCAUGCAUAGAUUACCCCUAUUCGUAUGGUCCGUAUUAGUGACAGCAUUCCUACUUUUAUUAUCUCUUCCAGUAUUGGCAGGUGCAAUUACCAUGUUAUUAACUGAUAGGAACUUUAAUACAACCUUUUUUGAUCCUGCAGGAGGAGGAGAUCCAAUUUUAUACCAGCAUCUGUUUUGGUUUUUCGGUCAUCCUGAGGUCUAUAUUCUAAUUUCGCCAGGAUUCGGUAUCAUUAGUCAUAUCGUUUCUACCUUUUCAAGAAAACCCGUAUUUGGUUAUCUAGGCAUGGUUUAUGCCUUGAUCAGUAUUGGAGUUCUUGGAUUUAUUGUGUGGGCGCACCACAUGUUUACUGUAGGCUUAGAUGUUGAUACACGUGCUUACUUCACUGCGGCUACCAUGAUUAUUGCCGUGCCUACUGGAAUAAAAAUUUUUAGUUGGAUUGCUACCAUGUGGGGAGGUUCAAUACAAUACAAAACACCCAUGUUAUUUGCUGUAGGAUUUAUUUUCUUGUUUACUGUAGGGGGUCUUACUGGAAUAGUAUUGGCCAAUUCUGGGCUGGACAUCGCUCUACAUGAUACUUAUUAUGUGGUUGCACAUUUUCAUUAUGUUCUUUCUAUGGGAGCUGUUUUUGCUUUAUUUGCAGGAUUCUACUAUUGGAUAGGUAAAAUAACUGGUCUUCAAUAUCCAGAGACUUUAGGUCAAAUUCAUUUUUGGAUCACUUUCUUUGGUGUGAACUUGACUUUUUUUCCUAUGCAUUUUUUAGGUCUUGCAGGUAUGCCACGUCGCAUUCCAGAUUAUCCAGAUGCUUACGCUGGAUGGAAUGCCUUCAGUAGUUUCGGCUCGUAUGUUUCUGUAAUAGGAAUUUUUUGUUUCUUUGUAGUGGUUUUUUUUACUCUAACCAGUGAAAACAAGUGUGCUCCAAGUCCUUGGGCUGUUGAACAGAAUUCAACGACACUUGAAUGGAUGGUCAAAAGCCCUCCGGCAUUUCACACUUUUUCAGAACUUCCGGUUAUCAAGGAAAGCAUUUAG